Molecule: messenger RNA, 3662 nt
Organism: Tripterygium wilfordii
Lineage: Eukaryota; Viridiplantae; Streptophyta; Magnoliopsida; Celastrales; Celastraceae
Product: protein argonaute 2-like
Exons: 3
Coding region: 219-3281 (1020 amino acids)
Biological process (GO): regulatory ncRNA-mediated post-transcriptional gene silencing
Cellular component (GO): cytoplasm
Molecular function (GO): protein binding; RNA binding
Source: RefSeq, a predicted model, not a curated record
GGCAUAAUCGCGUGAAUUUAGAGCAUAAAUUGCUCCGUCGUGUCCUCCCAACGCGUAUCGGUUACGUCGAAGGUUCGGGAAAAUUCUCGAAAGAUACCCCACGCUAUACCAUCUACAUUAGUUACACGCCAAACAUGCAUUCCUUCCAUCCGGAGUCUUUUUAUUAGGUUUUAUAAGUUUACUUUGAGUUGAAUCUGCUAGACUUCGGAGUUGGGGGAAUGGAGAGAAGCGGUGGUUACAGAGGGAGAGGUGGAAGAGGAGGAGGAGGAAGUGGUGGUGAUGGUUGGAGAGGAGAAAGAGGAGGAGGAAGUGGUGGCGAUGGUCGGAGAGGAGGCUAUCGAGGAGGAAGAGGUGGUGGCCAGCAGUAUCGCCGCCGCGAUCAACCUGAUCAGCAUGAAUGGAGAAGUUCGGGCCAAGGUGGAGGCCAGGGGCCACCGCCUUGGCAUGAUCGUCCAUGCGCUGGCGGGAAUUCUAGUGGUGGGAGAGGAGUAAAUCGGGGAGCCUGGGUUCCUAACAGAGGGAGAGGGCCCGCUGGACCUCCUGUGGCUACUGAUCAUGCUCCAAAUCUUCAACGGGGGAAUCAAUAUCCUCCUGAAUCUGUCCUUGGUCCUGUUGUUUCUGAGAUGGCGGAAUUUAAGAUUUCACAACAAUUGCCUUCUUCAUCAUCUUCUGAGGAGAAUCCUGACAGGAUUGUCCCUGUUAAACGACCGGAUAAAGGUGGUACCCUGGGCACCCAAAUGGUUAUGCUUCGUGCUAAUCAUUUUCUGGUCAAGUAUGAUUCUGAGCGCAUCAUUAAGCACUAUGAUUUUGAUGUCAAAUCAGAGAUGCCCGUCAAGAAUGGUUAUCCGAAAAAAAUAUCAAAAUCUGAUCUGUCUGUCAUCAGGAACAAAUUAUUCACCGAGAAUCACGCUGAAUUUCCUAUGUCAUUCACCGCAUAUGAUGGUGAAAAGAACAUUUUUAGUGCAGUUCCUUUGCCCACUGGAACAUUUAAGGUGCUUGUGGGGGAAGAGGGCAGGCAUGGUUCUUAUGUUGUUUCGAUAAAACUUGUAAGUGAGGUGAAGUAUUGUAGGUUAGAUGAUUACUUAAGUGGUAUUAUAUCCUCAAUACCUCGUUACACAUUGCAAGCCAUGGAGUUAGCUAUGAAAGAGAACCCUAAUAACAAUAUGAUUCCCGUGGGACGUUGCUUCCACCCUUUUGAAACUUAUCCAGAGGAUGAUCUUGGGUGUGGGAUUAUAGCAUCCAGAGGUAUUCAACACAGUCUCAAGCUAACAUCUCAAGGUUUAGCUUUGUGCUUGGACUACUCUGUCUUAGCAUUUCGUAAGAAAAUGCCUGUUGUUGACUUUCUCCGGGAGCAUAUUCACGGUUUUAAUUUAAAUGACUUUGAAAGAUUUAGGAAGCAAGUUGAGAUUGUUCUGAGGGGUUUGAAAGUAACGGUGAUCCAUCGUACUACCAAACAAAAGUAUGUUGUUGCUGGGUUGACAAGGGAGAACACAAGAAACCUAUCAUUUACUGCUGAAGACACAGAAGGCAAUGUUCCUGCAAGGCAAGUUAGCAUCAUUGCUUAUUUCAGGGAAAAAUACAAAAAGGAAAUUGUGUACAAAGGUAUCCCUUGCUUAGAUUUGGGCAAAAAUAACAGGAAGAAUCAUGUUCCUAUGGAGUUCUGUGUCUUAGUUGAGGGGCAGGUAUAUCCUAAAGAGAAUCUGGAUAGAAAUGCAGCAUUGGAAUUGAAGGACAAGUCACUGGCGCAGCCAGCGGAAAGAGAGCGCAGAAUAUGUGACAUGGUUCAGUCUACAGAGGGACCAUGCAGGGGACAGGUCGUCUCAAAUUUUGGAAUCGAAGUAGACAUGCAAAUGACAUCAUUGGUUGGACGUGUCUUGGCGCCACCAGAGUUGAAGCUAGGUGCUUCAAAUGGCAAGCUUGUUAAAAUUCCAGUUGACAAGGUCAAGUGCCAGUGGAACCUUGUUGGCAAAGCACUAGUGGAUGGGAAGCCAAUUCAAAGGUGGGCUGUAGUCGACUUCAGUUCUGCUGAAUCUAAUCGUUUCAAACUGAAUCCUGGGCAGUUCAUUCCAAGGCUGAUUGCUCGUUGUAAGAAUCUGGGGAUUCGCAUGGAAGAGCCUCUCAUAUAUGAACGCUCAACAAUGAAAAAAUUCACUGGUAUUGAUAUGCUUCGUGAGCUUUUGGAAAAGAUUAAUGACAUGGCGUAUAACAUCAGCCAAGGUCAUUUGCAAAUUGUUCUUUGUGUGAUGUCUAGAAAGGAUCCUGGUUACAAGUAUCUCAAGUGGAUCUCUGAGACUAGAGUUGGUGUAAUAACUCAAUGUUGUUUGUCUACUAAUGCCAACAAUGGCAAUGAUCAAUAUCUUGCUAAUCUUGCCCUAAAGAUUAAUGCUAAGCUUGGAGGCAGCAAUGUUGAGCUCAUUGGCCGGCUACCCUACUUCAAGGAUGAAAAAAAUGUCAUGUUUGUCGGGGCUGAUGUCAACCAUCCUGAUUCUAGAAAUAAGAUGAUUCCAUCCAUUGCAGCUAUUGUUGCUACUGUAAACUGGCCAGCGGCAAAUAGGUAUGCAGCACGAGUUCGUCCCCAAGAACAUCGCAAGGAGAAGAUUCUCCAUUUUGGUGAUAUGUGUUUGGAACUUGUGGAAACCUAUGCUCGGAUAAAUAAGGCCAAACCAGAUAAGAUUGUGGUGUUUCGUGAUGGAGUUAGUGAAGGCCAAUUUGAUAUGGUUCUCAACGAAGAGUUAAUAGAUAUCAAGAGGGCAUUUGGAAGAAUUAAUUAUUCUCCUCCUAUCACAAUUAUUGUAGCACAGAAGCGGCACCAAACUCGUCUUUUUCCAAAGACUCAGAGAGAGGGAAGUUCUACUGGAAAUGUGCCUCCAGGCACAGUUGUGGACACAAAAAUUAUUCACCCAUUUGAGUUUGAUUUCUAUCUUUGUAGUCAUUAUGGAACCCUUGGUACAAGCAAGCCUACACACUAUCAUGUCCUAUGGGAUGAAAAUGGGAUCAAUUCUGACCAGUUGCAGAAGCUCAUUUAUGACAUGUGCUUCACCUUUGCUCGAUGCACCAAACCCGUAUCGCUGGUCCCACCUGUGUAUUACGCUGACCUUGUAGCCUACAGAGGAAGGCUAUACUAUGAGGCAGUGAUAGAGGGUCAGUCCCCUAUUUCAGCAGCAUCGUUGUCAUCGUUGGCAGCAUCAUCAUCAUCAUCAUCCCUGUCAUCAGCUGCGUCCUUGGAUGACAGGUUCUAUAAGUUGCAUGCUGACCUCGAAAACAUAAUGUUCUUUGUUUGAGAAGCUCUGGCACAGCUUGAAUCUCCUUCAAUUCAUGGAGAGGAGAUAAUCACCAUAUUUUGUUGCAAUGCUUGUACGCCAGUUCACUCCUUUUCAUAUGCAAAUCAAGGGGUUUGUGCGUGAAUCUAAUGUUUCUGCAGGCCAUGUUGGAAUGCAGGCAUGCCGUGUGUUUGUGUUCAUGUCUGGCGUAGGGCGUGAUUUUGUCUCUCAUUACCUUUUGCGGGUCACGGGGAUAUACUGAGUUGGCUAGCCAGUCUUUAGUAGUAUUUGUUGCUUCUAUCCUCCAUGUUUUGGAAGACUUUUGAAUUAGAGCCGAUUAUUAUUAAGUUCUGGUUUUACAUUUUAAUUUUCUGCAUUACAUGAAGUGUUAUUUUGAGUUUA